AUGGGCUGUUAUCUUCUUCCUCAAGGAUUAUCGGAUGAUAUUGUUUCUGCACUCCGGGACUAUUGGUGGUCAGGUCGCACUUUUGACCGGGGUUGGCCAUUGGUUGCUUGGUCCUCGCUAUGUCGCCCGAAUCGUGUUGGAGGUCGGGGGUUCCGUGAUCUUCGUGCGAUUAAUGUGGCUCUCCUUGGUCGCCAACUUUGGCGUCUCCUUCAUUCGCCCAACAGCCCGGUUAGUCGUGUUUUUGCUGCCAAAUAUUACCCCCGCGGUCAUCUCCUUUCAGCAGAGUUAGGUCCCCGACCUUCGUAUGCCUGUCGAAGCCUUCACCGUGCCGCUACUUCUUUGUCAGAUGGUUUUUACUGGAGGAUUGGUAUCAACAGUACUGUCCGAAUGCACAUGGAUAAUUGA
Messenger RNA from Hibiscus syriacus, 405 nucleotides. RefSeq lists its product as uncharacterized. The coding region runs from base 1 to 405 and encodes 134 amino acids. The transcript has a single exon. NCBI's taxonomy places the organism in Eukaryota, Viridiplantae, Streptophyta, Magnoliopsida, Malvales, Malvaceae. The record is from RefSeq and is a predicted model, not a curated record.